Messenger RNA from Benincasa hispida (wax gourd), 1304 nucleotides. RefSeq names its product transmembrane protein (DUF962). Lineage: Eukaryota; Viridiplantae; Streptophyta; Magnoliopsida; Cucurbitales; Cucurbitaceae. The record is from RefSeq and is a predicted model, not a curated record.
UUAAAAGUGAUGUCAUUCUGAGUUUAAAUUUUUGUGGGUAAUACCAAUUUAGGGAAUUAACAGAGAGAAAGUGGGCUGAAGUUUGUAUGAUCUCAAAUUCCCCAGAUCAAAUCCAACUUAAACCCUAGAUUUACUUUGUGUUGUGAUCCGAGGCCCAAAAACAUUUUGCCGACAUUUUGAUUCAAUUCUAUUCAAAGUUCAAACCUCUGAAAAUUUAUGGCUUCAAAGAGUUUUCAUAAUUCCAUUUGGUUGCGUGUGUGAAGUGAACAAGACGCCAUAACCCACCUUCAAUUUUCCACCAGCCUUUCAGACCAAGCAGUCUAAUUAAAUAAACCCAUCUUGGUAGAGUUGGUGAUUCAAAUACCUUGUUACCUCAAUUAGGUUUUCAUGAUCGAUCGUCGAAACUCCAAUUUCUGACUUGGGUUUCGAAAUUUUGAUCAGGGGUUCUUUAAAAAUCCGCAAGAUAUCAGUUUUUGGUUUUCGUUUUUCAACUCUGAAUUUAUGAAUUUCAGGAGUUUAGAUGAGUUCUGGGUUUUCUACAUGAACCAGCACUCUAAACCAUCGACGAGACGUUGGCACUUUAUUGGAACUCUUUCUUCAAUCUUCUUCUUUCUAUGCUCCUUAUUGUUUAGCUGGUGGUUUCUGUUCUUUGUGCCAUUAACUGGUUAUGGAUUCGCCUGGUAUAGCCAUUUCUUCGUUGAGGAAAAUGUUCCUGCCUCCUUUGGCCAUCCAUUUUGGUCUCUUCUAUGUGAUUUCAAGAUGUUUGGAUUGAUGCUUACGGGGAACAUGGACAGAGAAAUAAAGAGGCUGGGAAAAAGACCCGUGUUGCAGGCGUUUUAAUUCUAAUCUGACAGAAGUUCAUCUGAUAGGAAUUAUCACAAUUGUUUUUGCAUUCCUGUUGGAGAAUCACCUCACCCCGGCAUCUCUUUCGUCCACAUGUACAGCUUCCUUCCUCAUACAGGAUCGUUCCUGCCACAGUUGGCCGUUCAAGUCACUUCCAGCAGUUCUGCUAUUAAUGUUGUAUGCUACCUUUGCUGCUUAGGAUGGUUCGAAGGCAUUGUUCUUCCCCCCAAGCUUAGAAUUCUCUGCAGACCAUUUACCUCCCUCAGGUUGGGCUGCUUAACUUGGAAAAGAUAACUAGCAAAACUCAUUCUAAGGCUCAUUGAUGCUACCAAAUUUGAUUCUCAAACUUGGCUUACGAACUACAAUACUGCAUCUAAUGGUAUUCUGUAAACUGAUAUUUAUGUUAAUUUUGUACAAUGAAGUGCAUCAACAAAGUUUGCUUUAUGAUUGGAAUUCCUGAC